GAUUAUUAAGCAUUAUUGUGAUUCACAUGUAUGCAUCCGCUUUUGUUUCUGGAGAAGAUUUUCCAAGGAAAUAUUUACAAAUUCGCAAGUCAAUUUUAUGUUUUUUAUUUAAAGAAAUAUUGUUGUAACUACAUUUUACUUGGUAGCAGACGUAGAUACUUCCUUGGAUACAUCUUUACCCUUUUGAUCAUCAUUUGGGACUUGCAUGCUUGCUGUGAUUUUAUUCCACUGUGAAGAUGUAAUCUGUGUUUAAGUAGUGUUUAACCUUCUGGGGCUCUUAUUUUUCUAGUUGUAGAACAUGUUGAGGUUAUUCAGUAAAAAAAAAAAAAGUCAGCACCAUAUUUCCUGUUUUAACUUAAUGAAGUUGUCCACCAGAAAGGACUUUGAAAAUUGUGAAUGCUGAAUAUAAUAUUAAAAAGAUGACCAUGUGGUAACGUUGACUCAUCUUUAGCAUUAUCGCUUGCUUUUUUUGAAGGGCAGAGGCCCACAUUCCACAACAUGCAAGAUUGCAAUAUAUUUCCAACUACAUAAACUGAUAAAAAUAUAAUGAUGCUCAGCAGUGGGUCCGUUUUAAAGUCCAAAAUUCAAUAUGUUUGUAGUACAGUUGCAUUAUUUAUAUGCUGAUAAUACAACUUGCAGAAUGGUUAAACAUGUUUGAAAAGCUCAAUUAUUGCCACAAUUAUUUUGCUGACUUUAGUAGUUAAGGUGGUUCAUUUGUGAAAACAGAUAAGACUAAUACUAUUUAAAUACGGCAUUGAUUUAGUCGCUUUGAGAGAUCUUUGGCUUAACAACUGUGUUUGUAAUUUGAUUUGUUUUGAGUUUACAUACUAUUUGAAUGAAGUGGGUGGGGUUAAUGGCUUAAUGCUAUAUAUGUUUGCAACCCCUGAAUAAAGUAAUUCUACUUUCUGCAAACAAAGUUGUGGAAGAUGACAGCAGCUUCGUAUGGCUUUUUUCUUCUUCGGUUGUGGACAGUCUUGUCUUCCAUGGUAACUACCUCCAUUGCUCGGGACAUUAUUACUGCGACCGAAUCUCUCCGUGAUGGGGAGACAUUAGUUUCUGCAAGUGGGAACUUUGAGCUAGGAUUCUUCAGUCCUGGUAGCAGCACAAGAAGAUAUGUAGGAAUCUGGUUUAAGAAAAUCCCAGUUCAGACUGUUGUAUGGGUUGCUAAUCGAAACUCUCCAAUUUAUGAUUCUUCUGGUGUUCUUCAAUUCAACAAUAAUUCUGUUCUGGCUCUUGUCAAUGGCACGGGAGUAUUUGUAUGGUCUACCAACUCGUCAAGAUCAGUACCGAAUCCAGUCGCACAGCUUUUGGAUUCAGGAAACCUUGUUAUCAGAAAUGGUAAAGAUGAUACUGUCUUGUGGCAGAGUUUUGAUUAUCCAUGUGAUUCCCAGCUACCAGGAAUGAAGUUGGGAAGAGAUAUUGUUUCUGGGUUUGAUCGGUUCCUUACUUCUUGGAAAAGCAGUGAUGAUCCUUCCAUGGGUAGCUAUACAUAUCGGAUUGACCCCCGAGGAUACCCACAACCGUUCCUUAUGAAAGAUGAUGUUGUGCAGUUUCGUGAUGGGCCAUGGAAUGGUGUAUGGUUUUCUGGUACUGCAAGGUUACCAACUGAUUCUACUCAGGAAUACAAGUUUGUUUACAAUAAUAAGGAGAUUUCAUAUGUCUAUGAGCUUAUCAACAUCUCAGUCAUCACUAACAGAAUUGUGAAUCCCUAUGGAAACAUACAACGUCAAGAAUGGAAUAAUCAUACGCAAGGUUGGGCAACAUUCUAUUCCAAACCAAUUGAUAACUGUGACACUUAUGGGGUAUGUGGUGUAUUCAGCAGUUGUAACCUUGUAAAGAAUCCUCAAUGUCAAUGCAUGAAAGGAUUUGUUCCAAACUCUUCCACGGAUUGGAAUGCAGGGGAUUGGAUUGGUGGGUGCGUUCGUAGUGCUCCAUUGAACUGCAGUGUCAAAGAUGGGUUUAUCAAGUAUGCCAAUGUUAAGUUGCCUGACACAAGAUAUUCCUGGUAUAACAUCACGAUGACACUUGAUGAAUGCAGGACCAAAUGCUUGCAUAACUGUUCUUGCGUGGCUUAUGCUAAUUCAAAUGUAACCCAUGGCGGAAGUGGCUGUUUGUUGUGGAUUGAUUCCGUGAUUGAUGUCAAAGUUAUUGCUGGUUCUGGACAAGAUCUCUAUGUCAAGGUGCCUGCUUCCGAGUUGGGAGGUGAUGGAAAAAAACGAGUAUGGAUUGCUAUAGGUUCCACUUUAUCUGCUGUUAUGUUUCUCUGUGUAGUUGCAAUUUUUAUUGCAUGGAGGAGAAGGCGGAAGAGAGAAGUUCACAAAAAUAACAACAAUGAAGGAGAAUCUGACCUGCCAAUAUAUGCUUUUGAUGUGAUUGCUCAAGCUACAAACUAUUUUUCCUUGUCUAACAAACUUGGAGAGGGUGGCUUUGGACCGGUAUACAAGGGAGUGUUGAGUGAUGGACAAGAAGUAGCUGUGAAAAGGCUCUCUAAGGAUUCAAGACAAGGACUAGACGAAUUCAAGAAUGAGGUCAUAUUCAUUGCAAAGCUUCAGCAUCGGAACCUGGUGAAGCUUAUGGGAUGUUGCAUUGAAGCAGAAGAGCGGUUGCUCAUCUAUGAGUAUAUGCCCAAGAAAAGCUUGGACAACUAUCUAUUUGAUCCAAGAAGCAUUGACUUACUAGACUGGCCAAAGCGCUUAGAGAUCAUCAUGGGAAUAGCUCGUGGACUUCUAUAUCUUCAUCAAGAUUCGAGACUGAGGAUUGUUCACCGAGACCUCAAAGCGAGCAAUAUUCUACUAGAUUUUCAUAUGAAUCCGAAAAUUUCUGAUUUUGGCUUGGCCAGAUCUUUCAAUGGAAAUGAAGACGAGGGGCAGACAAAGCGAGUAGUUGGAACAUAUGGCUACAUGUCUCCAGAGUACACUAUCGAUGGACUCUUUUCAGUGAAGUCUGAUGUCUUCAGCUUCGGAGUAUUACUACUUGAGAUAGUGAGCGGCAAGAAAAAUAGAGGAUUCAAUCAUCCAGACCAUCACCACACCCUUCUUGGACAUGCAUGGAUGCUUUUUAAAGAAGGUGUGGCUUUGGAUGUAGUAGAUCCUUUGAUCAGGAACUCCAGUUAUUUAUCCGAAAUGCAGAGAUCAAUUCACAUUGGGUUGUUAUGUGCUCAGCAACAUCCAGAAGAUAGGCCAAGCAUGUCACUCGUUACUGUCAUGCUAAGCAGUGACUCUGAAUUACCUCAACCUAAAGAGCCCGGCUUCUAUGUGGAAAGGUAUUUGCCACAAGAAUCAGUUUCGGGUAACACCCAAUCUAGCUCCAAUAGUGAUUCUGUAACGUUGUUAGUUGGCCGGUAAAUAGAGUUUCAGCUUGGCUUCAAACAAGUAUCCACAGAAACUACUAAGAUUGCAGCAGCUGAAGAAUGCUGCGUACAACAAGUCACCCUAGGUGGGAACCUUAUUGGGGAUUGUCACAUUGUUACUACUUGUGGAGGUCGAGACACGAUAAGUGUAACUCAAUCAGUUGGAGAAGGGGAGAGCUUGGUGUCUUCUGGUGGAGAC
Molecule: messenger RNA, 3548 nt
Organism: Spinacia oleracea (spinach)
Lineage: Eukaryota; Viridiplantae; Streptophyta; Magnoliopsida; Caryophyllales; Amaranthaceae
Product: G-type lectin S-receptor-like serine/threonine-protein kinase At4g27290
Exons: 9
Coding region: 927-3344 (805 amino acids)
Biological process (GO): protein phosphorylation; recognition of pollen
Molecular function (GO): ATP binding; protein serine/threonine kinase activity
Source: RefSeq, a predicted model, not a curated record